Molecule: messenger RNA, 2207 nt
Organism: Spodoptera litura
Lineage: Eukaryota; Metazoa; Arthropoda; Insecta; Lepidoptera; Noctuidae
Gene: 128up
Product: GTP-binding protein 128up
Molecular function (GO): GTPase activity; GTP binding
Source: RefSeq, a predicted model, not a curated record
UGGACACGAACUGUCAUGUCAAAGCCGUGUUCUGGAAACUUGUACACGAAUAGAAAUUGACACGCUUCCUUCUAUUUUUAUAUUAACUGUAGCAAGAUUUAGCUUAGAUUAUAACUUAUUUGUUAUUCCCAGUGUUAUUAGUAAGCUAGUUAAAGAAAAACCGCGAAAAUGAGUACAAUAUUGGAGAAAAUUGCGGCUAUAGAGUCCGAGAUGGCUCGAACGCAAAAAAAUAAAGCCACAGCACUUCAUUUAGGUCUACUUAAAGCCCGGUUAGCUAAAUUGAGGCGAGAACUCAUCACUCCCAAGGGUGGCGGCGGUGCGACAGGCGAAGGUUUCGAUGUCGCCAAAACUGGUGAUGCUCGUAUCGGGUUUGUAGGGUUUCCGUCUGUGGGGAAGUCUACAUUACUAUCUAACCUGGCUGGAGUGUACUCAGAAGUGGCAGCAUACGAGUUCACAACGCUGACAACAGUCCCGGGGUGUAUCAAGUAUAAGGGAGCUAAGAUUCAGCUGCUCGAUCUCCCUGGUAUUAUCGAAGGUGCUAAAGACGGCAAGGGUCGUGGUCGUCAAGUAAUCGCCGUCGCCAGAACAUGCAGUCUUAUAUUCAUAGUACUUGAUGUACUGAAGCCGUUGCAGCACAAGAAACUGAUUGAACACGAGUUGGAAGGCUUCGGACUGAGGUUAAACAAACAACCACCGAACAUACAUUUUAGGAAAAAAGAUAAGGGUGGAAUUAAUUUGAAUACUACUUGCCCGCAAACUGAGUUGGACAUAGAAACAGUGAAGACAAUUCUAUCAGAAUACAAAAUCCACAACGCUGACAUAACUCUCCGGUACGAUGCUAACAGUGACGACCUGAUUGAUGUGAUUGAAGGGAACCGAGUGUACAUGCCUUGUAUUUAUCUACUCAAUAAGAUUGAUCAAAUCAGCAUAGAAGAAUUGGACGUUAUUUACAAGAUACCUCAUUGCGUGCCCAUCUCGGCUCAUCACAAAUGGAAUUUCGAUGACUUAUUGGAAAAGAUGUGGGAAUACCUGAAGCUUAUUAGGAUAUACACCAAGCCUAAAGGACAGCUGCCUGACUAUAAUGCGCCUGUGGUAUUGCAUGCGGACCGCACCAGCGUCGAAGAUUUCUGUAACAAACUCCAUAGGUCCAUUGUAAAGGAAUUCAAAUAUGCUCUUGUUUGGGGGUCUUCUGUAAAGCAUCAGCCGCAGAAAGUUGGUAUCGACCAUGUGCUAUCCGAUGAAGAUGUUGUCCAAAUCGUGAAGAAAGUCUAAAACGUAACAUAUACUGGAAGAUAUAUACAAAUAUAUAUUUUUGCGAAACGAAAAUGAAAUAUAAAUGUUUAGGAUUUUGAGUGUCUGAUGAAUUCCAAGUGUUGUUAAAUUUGUAUUAACUCUUUGAGUACCGUCAUUAUAGAUAUAAUUAUAGAACAAUAGGUUGCGGGCACCGGUGACCGCUUGGUGUUUGACAGUUUAAAAGUAAACGGCUCUGUGAGCAUAGUAGUUCAUGCCUGAGAUACAUCAUUUUAUAGCUAAAAUUACCGAAAUAAUAAUUACUCCUAACCCAUUGAAAUUGUUGAAAAUCAUCCCCUAAAUUUGUUCAUACAAUUUGUCUAUAAACAUUGGAAAUAAGGUCUAUAAAGUAGUUAGUGGAGGGCGGUCACCGGUGACCGCUUGGGGAUAUACGGGUUAAGUUCUGAAGUCACUGAGAUUAUAAUGAAAUAUCAUUCUGUGUAAGUUCAUUACUGGAUUAUAAGGUUCAUCUACAAGAGGAUUUUUAAGUUCACUAAGCAGUCUAAAAUAUAUUGUUACUAGCAGCCAGCCUCUGGUUUGCUCGGAUACUGUUUUCAAUGUAAUAUUUCAUUAAUACAAACCAAAGUCAAAAUCAUUUAUUUCUAUUAGAUCAGGAAGUCACUUUUUAAUUGUCAAAACAAAAUAUUGAGAUAUUUUUAUCCUUUCAGCUACUAACAACUAAAAACUACCACAAAGUUCAUUUUGACGGUUUAUUAAACUGCCGUCACCACUCGACACUGGCAGUAUAGUCGACAAGAUCGUUUUGGAGACUCGUUUGCCAAAGAAGAGAAAAAAAAAUGUCAGUCUAUCGGUCAGUUCUUUAGUGAAGCGAUUUCUAACCGGAGAACCUAACGAGUUACCGGGGCUUCGGCUCGACGUGCAGAAGAAGGAACGGGGUGGUUUUUAGUCAGUAAGAG